Messenger RNA from Microtus ochrogaster (prairie vole), 990 nucleotides. RefSeq names its product testis-expressed protein 19.2-like. Gene Ontology annotation, biological process: placenta development; spermatogenesis; male gonad development. The record is from RefSeq and is a predicted model, not a curated record. Lineage: Eukaryota; Metazoa; Chordata; Mammalia; Rodentia; Cricetidae. Gene Ontology annotation, cellular component: cytoplasm; nucleus.
AUGUGUCCCCCAGUCAACGUUCGCCAUGGGAGCAGGGACAUGCCCAGCCUCUUUGUGUCCUGGCUAUACCACCUUGUCCACGGAGACCAAAUGAAGAUCUGCUUUGCUUGCUUCAAGGAAGCUUUCCUGGUAUUUAGAAGAAUGUUGGAGACGGGAGAUUGGGACGAGGAAGAGUUGGGUAAUGCGUUUGUAGAACUCUCAGAGGAAGGAUCUGAUCCGGAUGCAUGGCUGGGGUUGGAGCUCACUGGGUUCCAGAGCUACGGGUAUUUGCCACAGACCGUCACUGAGCAUGUGGGGCCUGGGUUCCCGGUAUCAGCCCCUGUAUGGCCGGCACCCCAGCCUGUGCCUACUGAGCUGCGGCCUGAGGAAGCUGUACCCCUGGAUCUGGGCCCCGAGAUUGAUGACUGGACCCAGGCGCUUCCCUUGAGAUUGGGCGUCUUUUCUUCCUGCCUCCACCGGCUGCGCAUCAUCCCUCCUCUGUCCUGGUGUGAUAUUGUCGAUUUCAACCCAUAUCCUGGGCAACCUGUAUUGUUGGAGUUGAGCCCCAUCUGGCCCAUGCAGUUGCUAGUAGACAGCUUGCUGGAACACCUGAAGUUUGUCACUGUGUUGGGUAACUUCGAUAGCAUCUGCUACUUGCUGACAAUGCGUCCUUGCUGGGCUAUGAGAACCCAGGUUCAUCGCUGGCAGAUGUUGCUGGACCCUGGUGAGCUGAGGAAGGCCUAUCUACAGAAUGAACCUAAACAGCCGGAUCUGUACCGCUGGAGGCUGAGCGUUUUGGAGUCCUCAGAGCUGGGGGUAGAGCUAGUGCCUGCUCCCUGCAGCCUGCGAAAGGGGGGCUUCAAGGUGCACUCUUACCUGCCCUGGGAGAGUGACACCCCAGACGACUGGAGCACGGAUCCAGGGGAGAGGCUUUUUAUCAAAUAUAUGGAGCCUCAAAGGGACCUGAGCUACAGCUUGCACCGUCACUUCAUUGAUAACUUCAUCUCCUGA